Molecule: messenger RNA, 1377 nt
Organism: Micropterus salmoides (largemouth bass)
Lineage: Eukaryota; Metazoa; Chordata; Actinopteri; Centrarchiformes; Centrarchidae
Product: endonuclease domain-containing 1 protein-like
Exons: 2
Coding region: 184-1092 (302 amino acids)
Molecular function (GO): nucleic acid binding; metal ion binding; hydrolase activity
Source: RefSeq, a predicted model, not a curated record
GGAAACCUCUGAGACAGCUCACAAACACCUAUACUCCAGACGCUGAAUGGUGACCAAGGAAAUAUAGGGUUUAUUUAAGACUGGAGCUGUGUCUGCGAGGAAGUCUGUCAGCAAAGUCUGUGAUCGUUGGCAUCUCUUUUCAGUAGACGUAUAUUCAGCUGGCCUCCUGCUCUAUUGUACAGGAUGUCUCAAAGGAAGAUGCUGCAUUUCUCCACGGGGGCUCUGCUUCUUCUCCUCUGGUUUGGUGGCCUGGUCCUUGGAGAGAUCAGCGGUGACUUCUCUCAGUGCCUUGAUUUCUUCUAUAAUAAAACUCCACCAAGGGGUAUCAAAACAGCAGGAUACCAGCCAAUUUGCCAGCGCUACAAAAACCAAUACCACUUUGCCAGCCUUUAUCACCGUCAGCAUCGUGCACCAUUGUACUCUGCGUACAUACUCAGUCCUGCAGAUGGCAAACGGCCCAAAACCUCUUGGAUGUAUGAACCACAGUUGGCGUUUUCCCGUGCCAGCUCAGAGAUGAAACAUUUCCAAACCCCCGUGGACCAGAAUGUGAUUGAGAGCCAGGCGGUGCUGCACGACUACAUGAACUCCAGCUACACCAAAGGCCAUCUCAAUCCCAGUAUGCACCAAAAGACAAAAGAAGACCGUGAGGCCACCUUCACCCUGACAAACAUUGUCCCUCAGCGAGCAGGCUCAAACUCCGGCCCCUGGAGCGGUCUGGAGAAUGAAGUGUUGACAGAAUUCAAGACGUUCUGCAAUGGGUCGAUGUAUGUGAUCACUGGAGUCAUGCCUUAUAACUCAGAACCUCGCUGGAUCAAUAACAGGGUGUCUGUUCCUGAGUACAUGUGGUCUGCAUACUGCUGUCCAUCCUACAAAUCCAACCUUCCUAAAUCUGUGAAGCCCUUUUUCCCCACAUAUGCUGCAGUGGGAAGAAAUGACCGCAACAGUGGAGAGGAGAUUGUGCCGGUUAAUGUCAAGGCUAAAGCCUCGGUGAGGGGUUACGACGUGAGGCGGAUGUCUUUAGAGACGCUGGAGGGCAUCCUGACACAAAGGCUGGCCAUGCCCAUCAGUCUGUUUCAUGGGCAGUGUCAGUAGGUGAAAAGCUUUACUUCCUUGUUGAAAUGUCAACUGUAAUUGGUGUGCACUGCAGUAAUCACCACGUAUGACACAUCACCUCAGUGUGCGGCCUCUCUUUAAUUACUAAACUGAAAAAAAGAGUUUGAUUAACCAGGGCAUGAUAAUUAUCUCAUGAUGGCUUGAAAUAAUUUUUUUCUGAUGAUUAGGGUUUUGUAAAAUAAAUAUUUUUCCUCUUGUUAAUGUCAUCUUGUUUCAUGAUCAACAACUACCCCCAUGGUUUCACUAAUAAAGAGAAAAAAAGAU